AUGCUAAAUUUAAUAGCCUUUCUCGUCGUCAUCACAGCGGCCUUUGGGGUUUCCCUACUUGGAAGAAGGGGAAUCAAAGUAAUCACAGAUAACAUUCCCACGUCUCUGAACUCAUGCUAUGCGUACAGUAGAGCAGCUCAGACCUGGGCCUGGUUCAAGGCCUCCGAUGACGACAGUGGUCAAGAACUGCGCGGAGUGCAUGUGACUGCUCUCACAUGUCUAGGAAAUGACAAGAUGGUAUACGAAGUUCCGGCCGACUCUCUAGGGGACUUGGGCAAGAGAUCAACAUUCGCCCCCGCUUUCAAGAGCUAUAAGACUAAGGCUGGGAAGAAGGUCAACGGCAUGCCUUAUCCUUCAGCUAGCAACAAGAAUUGUGCGCAAUGGGUGAAUCGUCUUAAUAAGUUCUAUCGCGAGACAGGAGUUAUUGCUGAAGUCACUGAGGAGAUGAAGAGAAGCCGCGUCAAUAGAAAAAUCGCUAGAGACAACACUGGGAAGUUCAUCGAGGCGCUCUGUAGAGUUCAAAGAAAUGGUGUGGUAAAGAACGAGGGCAAUCUACCCAAAGCUGAUACUCCGACUAUGCCCCAAGGGGCGCCUUCACAGCUGAACGACGCGUUGAUGAGAAAAAUCAUGGCUCAGCAGCAACAGGAACGCGCCCAUGAGGAGGAAGGGCCAGUGACCUAUACUCAAGUGCCGGAGCCUGCCGAAGAAGAGCCAUCAACUGAGACUUAUGUGGCUGGGCAGGAGACAUCGACUGAUACCUAUGCCCCUGAGGGCUCACAAGAGGAGCAGGAGGAGGAGAGGAGGAGAAAUGAACUGUUACACGUUAGAAAUAUCAAUUAUAAACUCCAUACGGAAGUGUGCAUGAAAUUUGCGUGA
This is a messenger RNA of Perkinsus marinus ATCC 50983, 876 nucleotides long. RefSeq lists its product as hypothetical. Bases 1 to 876 code for a protein of 291 amino acids. NCBI's taxonomy places the organism in Eukaryota, Perkinsozoa, Perkinsida, Perkinsidae. The record is from RefSeq and is a predicted model, not a curated record. The transcript is spliced from 3 exons.